ACCAUUGAUUGUUCGUCUUUUAUGGUGGUUAACCGUAUCAUCGUCUAUAAAGGUCGAACUAACUGUGUGUGUUUAAUCAAAUGUGAUUUUAACGCAAGAACCAAACUAAAAACAUCUGUAGCGACAAAUUACCUUCCAUUUUGAAUGGAAAGAAAUGACAGUUGGUGGAUUGGCGGGAAAAUUUUGACCAAAAUCGAAGCUAAAAGCGAAAAUGCCCUUGCUAUGUGAUGGCGUUGAAGAACCUCCAGUUGCUGCAGCCGUUGAACCCAGACAUGGUGUACCACCACCGGGCGGCCGCCACGCCGAUGAGAGCCCCGCCUUCAGCCUUGUCUAGGAGCAUCUCACGCUCUGCUGAGACCCUGGUGGCCACUACUCGGACUGGCAAGUCAUUGACUCGUAAGGCGAGGAGUACAGAGCAACCAAGCGGGAUGGUGAAGGUGGCGAGCUCCAUCGGGCUGCCAGCACUUGGCAAGGGCUGGGGCAGGGAUGACGACAGCGUCAAGAGCAGGUCUAGAAAUGGCAGCGGCAGCAGCAGGGCUGCCAGCCUGGACCGCAGCACCCGGGGCUCCAGCACCACGCUCAACUCCGACGAAGACAACAUCAACGUUGUCGUCAGAGUACGACCCCUAAACGACAAGGAGCGCUCGACCGGCGAGCGUGAAAUGCUGGAGUUCCCCGGCAAAGGACAGGUGGUCGUUCACGGCUCUACGCCGGGACAGAAGCCCAAGGUCUUCUCGUAUAAUGUCGUCUUCGAACCAGCAGCCACGCAGGAAGACGUCUUAGAGUAUUCGGGAGUGAAGCGUCUCUUGGAGAUGGCAGUGGAAGGAUUCUCGUGCACAGCCUUCUGCUACGGACAAACGGGCAGCGGGAAGACACACACGCUCACCGGACCUCCGGGACUUGUGGAAAACGGCACGAGUCCGUAUGCGCCGGAGCACGGGCUGGUGGUACGCUCGUUUGUGUACCUGUUCCAGCUAAUCAACGAGCGACCUGACUGCCACUUCAUACUGAAAGCGUCUUUCUUAGAAAUUUACAAUGAAAAGGUGAUAGAUCUGCUGAACCCGGGCAGCGCUCGCAAGCCACUGCAGGUGCGGUGGUCCAAGGAGAGCAGAGGGUUCUAUGUGGAGAACCUGUUCACUGUGGAUUGUGAGGAGCUGGAUGACUUGUUCGCUGUCUUGGAGGAAGGCAUGCGUAAUCGCGCGGUGGGCGCGCACGCGAUGAACGCGCACUCGUCUCGCUCGCACACAGUACUUUGCGUGCGCGUGCGCCGGGAUCUGCGCACCACCGGUGACGUCACGUGCUCCACGCACGGCAAGAUCAACUUCGUCGAUCUAGCCGGCAGCGAGAUGACAAAGCGCACCAACAGCACCGGGAAGACGCUAGAGGAAGCUAAUAAUAUUAAUAGGAGUUUAAUGGUUUUAGGUUACUGCAUAGCUCAACUAAGUGACGGUAGAAAAAAAGGCCAUAUACCAUACCGGGACAGCAAGCUGACGAAGCUGUUAGCAGACAGCCUUGCUGGCAACGGUGUUACUCUUAUGAUCGCCUGCAUUGCUCCAACGAGGUCUAAUAUGAGCGAAACGAUAAACACCCUUCGGUACGCAGCCAGAGCAAAGAAGAUCAAGUCGAAACCAAUAGUUAAAAUGGACGCAAGAGAUGCCUUAAUCCUGAGCUUGAAAAGAGAAGUGGAAGCGUUGCAGGCUGAGAACCAGCAUCUGCGGACCGCUUUACACAUGCAGACGGACUACAACAUGGACUCUUAUCAACGCAAGCACACCCCAACACAAAUCGAGCCCAACAAGUUACUGCAACUGCCUCAGUCAGAAUUGGUGGAGUUGGUACAACUUCACAUGGAAGAGAAUUCAGCUCUAAGACAAGAGAAUAGCGAGCUGUUUGGAGUGAGGGACCAGCUGUUGAGAGACCAGGAGUUGCUUAGCAGGGAGAAUGAGAGGUUGCUGAAGAAACUCGAGGAUGUUAACUCGGUUUGUGUGAGAUCGCCCAUCAUCCCAGCACGGCCGACGUACUCCGACGCAGCGAGCGACCAGGCCAGCGAGUCCAACAUUUGGACGAACCCUGCCGCCUCGUCAGCUGGAAGCAGUAGGAGUUAGGCAUCUCAUUUGUUUAUGCUGGUUAAAAUUGAGCCAACAUUUGAACCAACACUCGCGUCAUUUGGUGGAGACUUAUAGUUGUAAUAAAGUUGGACAAAUUUUAGCAAAUAUUUGGACCAACUGUGCCUCAUCCACUCCAGUUCAGGUUGGGAACGUUACACUCGAAGUUGUAGACCAGUACAUUUACCUAGGACAAAUCAUCCAGUUAGGUAAGUCCAACUUCGAAAAAGAGAUCUGUCGUCGGAUCCAACUCGGAUGGGCAGCGUUCGGGAAGCUGCGGAAUAUCUUCUCGUCCAAAAUACCUCAGUGUCUUAAGACAAAAGUCUUUGACCAGUGCGUGUUGUCAGUAAUGACCUACGGCACUGAGACGUGGCCGCUUACUAUGGGUCUCGUGAGGAGGCUCGGUGUCGCUCAGCGGGCAAUGGAGAGAGCUAUGCUCGGUAUUUCCCUGCUCGAUCGAAUCAGAAAUGAGGAGAUCCGCAGGAGAACUAAAGUCACCUACACAGCUUGGAGAAUUGCAAAGCUGAAGUGGCAGUGGGCACGACACAUAGCGAGGAGAACCGAUGGCCGCUGGGGCGGAAAGGUUCUAGAAUGGCGACCACGUGUCGGACGACGCUCAGUGGGUAGGCCCGCUACAAGGUGGACCGACGAUCUGGUGAAGGUCGCGGGAAGCCGCUGGAUGCGGGCAGCGCAGGACCGACCGUCGUGGAGAUCCUUGGGGGAGGCCAGCAGUGGGCGUCGUACGGCUGAUGAUGAUGUGCCUCAUCAGCUGGAAACAGUCUCAUUUGUUUAAGCUCUAGAGUAAACCCAGAGGGGGUGAGG
Molecule: messenger RNA, 2927 nt
Organism: Pectinophora gossypiella (pink bollworm)
Lineage: Eukaryota; Metazoa; Arthropoda; Insecta; Lepidoptera; Gelechiidae
Product: kinesin-like protein KIF12
Exons: 14
Coding region: 228-2105 (625 amino acids)
Biological process (GO): microtubule-based movement
Molecular function (GO): ATP binding; microtubule binding; microtubule motor activity
Source: RefSeq, a predicted model, not a curated record